Molecule: messenger RNA, 345 nt
Organism: Trypanosoma theileri
Lineage: Eukaryota; Euglenozoa; Kinetoplastea; Trypanosomatida; Trypanosomatidae
Exons: 1
Source: RefSeq, a predicted model, not a curated record
AUGACUGGUGGUGUUCACGUCAAAACAGCUGCUGCUGUCCGCACCGCCGUGCUGUGGGUGUCGCUCUGUAUGCUUCUGCAGCACCUGGGCCACCACCCGCAGUUCACGGCAGAGGCGGAGGGAAUUGUUCAGGUUAACAUUGUGCGGUAUUUAACGCUUCCUAACAGUGUAUUCGCUAAUCUACCCGGUCAGACGGUCAAUUACGGUAAUUCUUUGACAGCGUGUAAUAUAAAUUGGGGAUUUCUCGUGGCUGCUCAGUCAACUGCUGCAAAAAAUGCCAUUACUGCCCAACUGAAGGGUGGGCAAAACAUGGGCUACCCUGUAGCACUCAUUUACAUGGGUGGG